AUGCUCACCUCCUUCCUAGGCCUGCACUCGCCCCUCUCACACAUCCUCACCCCCCGCUUCCUCACCCUCAGCCUCCUCCCUUCAGAUAGCGACAAGUCGCCAGUAACCUCAUCAUCAUCCUCACGACCGCCUCCAUCAAAAGGAGCACAAGAUGGCCCGUCCCGGGACCCCUCCCUGAGGGCCCUAGCCACAAUCUCCGCCCUAUCAGGCACCCUCGGCCUAGCAGCAGUGAUGGCAGCCCAGUCCGUGUCAGGCUACCUCUUCCUGCUCGCCCUCCUCGGCCCGACCUCCGCGGGGGACUACAUGACAGAGUUCAUCCGCACCGACGUCUCCACCCUCACGCCCGAGCAGCUGUCCGCCCGCGCCGCCAUGGCCCGCAGCCCCCGCUACGCCGCCUUCCUAGUCCUCUUCAGCAUCUUCUCCGCGGCGCUGCCCGAGGAGCUGCUCAAGUACCUCCCUGUUGCCUGGCUGCAGAGGAGGCAGCAGAGGCAGCAGCAGAAGAAGAAGCUGGGCAAGAGCGCCGCCGUCAGCGCAGCCACCGCCGCGUCGCUGGGCUUCGCCCUCGUCGAGCUGGCGGCGUACGUCCAGGCCGCUGCACCAGCCGCGGCGGCGGGUACCGGCCCGUCCAUGGCCGUCACGCUGCUGGAGCGAGUCUUCAUCGGUUUGCCCGGCCACGUCGCGAUGGCGGUGUUGUCCGCGGCGCGCGGCGCGGAUGCGGAUGCGGAUGCGGAUGUGGACGAUUCGGCGGCGCCCGGGUGGCGCGGCGUUGUCAGUGCCAUCGCGCCGUCGGUCCUCUAUCAUGGACUGUACGACUUGGCGCUGUUUGGGACCAGCGCCUGGGUCGGCGGCCACGUCGGGUGGGUGCACCCCGUGGGGGCGCGGGCGGUCGUGGGGAUGCUGGGGUUCGUUCUCUCCGUGCAGGGCGUGCUUUAUGCGCAUACGUUGCGGGCAUGGCUGGGCUGGGGUGAUAAGUCCAAAAAGCAGUGA
This is a messenger RNA of Diaporthe amygdali, 987 nucleotides long. RefSeq lists its product as uncharacterized. The transcript has a single exon. The record is from RefSeq and is a predicted model, not a curated record. Gene Ontology annotation, molecular function: peptidase activity. Bases 1 to 987 code for a protein of 328 amino acids. Lineage: Eukaryota; Fungi; Ascomycota; Sordariomycetes; Diaporthales; Diaporthaceae.